Melanaphis sacchari is the source of this 1311-nucleotide messenger RNA. RefSeq lists its product as uncharacterized. The transcript is spliced from 5 exons. Bases 67 to 1311 code for a protein of 414 amino acids. The record is from RefSeq and is a predicted model, not a curated record. NCBI's taxonomy places the organism in Eukaryota, Metazoa, Arthropoda, Insecta, Hemiptera, Aphididae.
UGGAAAUACACUUGGUGUUUUAUAAUAUCAGCUACUCAAAUACUUCCGAAGCCUUUAACGCCAAAGAUGUUGGAUCGUUAUGAAAAUGCCACGUUGGACAAUUUGACGUCAAAUUUAAAAAAAAUUAUUAAACCAGGAGAAAUAAUUGAAAUUGAUUCGUUUGCAUUAUCAAGUUUGUUUGAAAAUGAUUUACAAAAUUAUCAUAUGUAUUGGAGUGCAUGUGAAGAAAUUCGUGAAAAUACAGUAUUAUGGAUGAUUUCUUCAAAAGAAAUUUCAAUUAAUGAAGCACAGUUAUCUCGUAUGCGAUCUCUAAAAGGAUUUGAUAAAAAGCGUAUACUGUCAAAUUGUCGAUUGGCAAAAUUAUCCGGGGGAAAUAAAGUGUUACGCGUGACCCAACAUUCAGUGGAUCAAAAAAAAAUUCAGUUGGUGGAAGAAAAGAACAAUAUUGCAUUAACAACACCAGAAAAAAUGGAUAUGCCAGUUAUUGUGGUUAAAACAAGUACAUCUGCGGAAGCAAUGCCAAAAAAACUGAAACAGUUACCUAAUAAAAGCAACAUUGAUAGUGAUACGGUCAAAAAAGAUGUAAUUAUUUCGGUAGUUACUACCACUCCAAUAGUGACUCCGAUAAUGACAAAUGCAAUUCAAUCUAAAAAAGAUACAAAAUCUACAAAAUCACUUGAUUUAGAGGAUCAAAGUAAAGAUGUUGAGCACAUUUUGAACUUUACGAAACCUUUCUAUUCAAAUAACAAAGAGAAAAAUAUACUAAAUGAUCCGGAACUAACAAAGAAUAUAGUUAUGAGCUCUAUUGACAAUCUUAUACUCGAUUUAAAAAAUGAUGAUAAAAUAGAGUUGAAAACUUCUCAACGGCCAGAGGUACAGAAACCCCUUAGGGAAGGCGUUCGAAUGAACACUACGGCUUUAAAAAGAGAAAUGCAUAUUAAAAACAAAGAUUUAAUAUCUAUAAAAUCACAUGAUCUUGAGAAUCAACGUGAAGAAAUGGAUUUGGUGUCCGACAAUUUCGAAUCAGUUUUGAACCUAAUGCAACCUUUAGAUGUAAAUAACAAAGAAAAAAACAUAUUAAAUGAUGUAAAACCGACAAAGGAUAUAGUUAUAAGCUCCUUAGACAAUAUUAUCCUCGAUUUGGUAAACGAAGAUAAAGUGGAGAUUAAAGCAUCUCAACGGCCAUCUGUAAAGAAAACCCACAGAGAAGGAGUUCGAAUGAAUGCUACAGCUUUAAGAAGAGAAAUGCAUAUUAAAAACAGACAAAAAAAAAAUAUUGAGAAUAUGAAUAAAAGAGAGCAUAAAUUUUAA